Messenger RNA from Nematocida homosporus, 444 nucleotides. RefSeq lists its product as uncharacterized. The record is from RefSeq and is a predicted model, not a curated record. NCBI's taxonomy places the organism in Eukaryota, Fungi, Microsporidia. Bases 1 to 444 code for a protein of 147 amino acids. The transcript has a single exon.
AUGAGUAGCGAUUCUCUAUGGAAUAGUGCCGAUGAAGAUGAAAUGCAAAUCAUUACUCGAGAAAGCACUAUUCAUACUCGACAGAUUGAACAGUCUCAAAUAAGAGAAGCCCGUGAUAAGAUCAUUUCCAGCACAAAAACAGUUGUUAAACAACUCUUCCAAGACCAACAAGACUUACUGGUUUUCUUUCUGGGCUACAUCCGAGCCCAACUACUCAGUCCAAAUUCCAAUCCACCACCAAACCAGCCCAAACUCACAGAAGAGUCCAUCUUAAACCAUUUAUACCUAGGUAUUACUCGGCGACUGAAACAAGAAGAUCUUACUCCCACCCAAAUCAAGACCCAAAUCACCAAUCUAAUAACCCAAAUCAUCAACUUACCCAGCAUUCAUACCGAACAAAUGGUCCACUUACUAGACCAACUCAGCUACCAAAAGCAAAGAUAG